AUGGUUGGUCGUUAUUACUUUGUGAUCGUUGGACACAAUGAUGAAGCUCUUUUUGAAUUUGAUUAUUCCUCUAUGGGGAAAAGUAACGAGAAAGCUGAAGAAUAUCGUUAUCUGAAUCAAUAUGUGGCGCAUGCCGCCUUGGAUGUGAUUGAUGAUCAAAUGUGGUUAACAACUAACACCUUCCUCAAAACGGUGGACAAAUUUAAUGAAUGGAUCGUGUCUGCUUUUGUCACCCCCGGAACUAAGACCAAGUUCUCACGACUGUAUAGCCGACAGGUCCGCAUUGUGGAGCGGUGUGUACUGACACCCACCUUCCAAAGAAAACAGUUACUUUAUUCAUGGAUCUAG
Messenger RNA from Echinostoma caproni, 348 nucleotides. NCBI's taxonomy places the organism in Eukaryota, Metazoa, Platyhelminthes, Trematoda, Plagiorchiida, Echinostomatidae. The record is from the annotation of a GenBank genome assembly.